CGGUGACGCUCGUUGACCAAUCGCGCAGGGGAUUCGCAGGUUGUCGGAAGUGUUCGGCACAAUUCGGCUGUGGAGGCGGAGCGGGACGUGUGUGGAUGGAGUGGUUGAUGCUUUUCUCCACCGGAGACCAGAUGGUCUGACCCUGCUGUCGUUUCACAUGCGAUCAGGAGACAGUUUGACCUCUGAGUGACCUCUGAAUGACCUCAACACCUCCCUACUAACAGAAACACAAAAUGUGUGUCAACAUGAACUUGAAAAUGUGUCUGGAGUGACAGAAUUCGUUCAGCAUCCAGUCAUUUCUCAGUAGGCGAUCAUCUCCAGCAUGGACUUCCUGCAGAUGAAGCACCUGAAGAGGAAGAGGAAGAGCAACUACAGCGUGAAAGAAACUCAGACUCUGAUCCGCGAGAUCCACAAGCGGCGUGAGAUUUUAUUCUCCCGCCAGCAGAACAUGGCCAUCAACGAGCUGAAGCGGCGAGCGUGGGAGGAGGUGGCGGACAGCGUGAACGCGCUGGGCGAAGGGGAGCUGCGUACGGCGGCCGAGGUCAAGCGGCGCUACCUGGACUGGCGCGCGUUAAUGAAACGAAAACAGCUUCAGGCCGAGUUGGCGUCGGAAUUGAAGCAGGAGUUCGAGUCUUCGUCUCCCGAUAAUGACGCGUCUCUGGGUGGCGGUGACCAGUCGCUGGACCUCAGUGGGUUUUCCAAAGACUCGUCGUGCGACUGGCAGGACCUGACGGACCUCGGGGAGCCCAGCACGCACACGCCUGGCGUAAAAAUGGAGGAUGAUGAGGCCAGCAGCUAUAGAUUGGAGGCAGAGGUUGGAGAAGCUGGUGAGGGUGAGGAGGAUGAUGAAGACUGUUUUCCCUCCAUACUCCCUGAUAUGGACCGCGAGGGCCGAGUUCCGGAAGUCUUCGCUCACAUCGAUGAAUUCGGCGUGCUGAGCUCCACAAAACCCACGUCUGGUCCGACGGCGAGUCGAGAUCUGGGGCUCGGAGUCGGGGGCGUGACCGGGAUGGGCGUAACUGGAUUGGGCCUGGCCGGAGGGGAGAACACCAGUCUGCUGGUGGCGCUGGAGAGGCAGAGACUAGACCUGGAGAAACACCGCUUACAGGUGGAGUCCGAACGGCUGCAGGUGGAGAAAGAGCGCCUCCUGGUGGAGAAGGAGCGGUUGAGGCAGGGCGAGGUGGAAAGAGAGCGGCUGCAGCUGGAGAAGGAGCGUCUACAGGUGGAGAGAGAACGAUUGCGACUGCUGCUGCAGCAAAACACGCCCCUACAGCAGAGCCCCGCCCCCUCGACGUCAGUAGCCACGCCCACCACAUCAUCCUCUGCCCCCUCUUCAUCCUCACUGGAUGGAGAGAAGGACAGGAAGCUGGCUUGGCCAAUGGCGGUGGAUUUGGAGGCGGAGAAGCUGAAGUUAGAGAAAGAGCGCCUCCUGCUGGAGAAGGAGAGACUGCAGUUCUUCAAGUUUGAGUCUGGAAGACUGCAGAUUGAGAAAGAGCGCCUGCAGGUGGAGAAAGAGAGGCUGCAGCUUCACAAAGAUGGACAGCAGAUGGCGCUGCACUCGUGAAACACCAUAGAUACAGUUGGGUAUGAAAAAAAUCAUUGUUAUUGUAGUUCUCUAUUCAUUUCUAUGGGGAAAAAUCAAGUGCACUUUAAAUAAAGCAAAAAGUCGCAUUAUUUUUUAAAAAGAAAGAAGUUAGGCAAUGAAUGCGAGAAGUUUAUAGACAAGAUGGGAAGAGAUGCAUGUGGACUCACUUUUGAACAUACGCUGAAGUAGAUUUUGCAUUUUUAAAUAUAAAUAUAAAAUAUGAAAGUGAAUGUCAGAAAAUUACCUCACCUUAGUCCACGAAUAAAUUUGUUUUGAUUUAUUUAAAGUGCAAAAACACUUUUUUGGUGCUUUCCUUUCUAAGACUAGCAAAGUUUUAAUCUGUUAUUUAUUUAUCUUGUUUUUCGCUAUUGAAAUGAAUGGAUUUCUAUGGUAAGCAGGAUUUAUAAAUUUAUGACUGUAUCUAUAGAUCAGGUCAGCCCACAUGAUUGCCUUCUGUUCAUGCAAAACAACUCAAAAGAUGUUUUUUGUUAAGGUUAAAGGAGAAGUCCACUUCCAAAACAAAGAUUCACAUAUAAUGUACAUACCCCCUUCUUCCUUGGCUGGGAUCAUUUACAAACGCAUUUGGGAUCGUUUGAAACUGCAAUUAAACUGCAUUUUGGAAGUUCAAAAUAGGGGUACCAUAUCAGUGCACCAUAUUAGUUUUCCUCAAAAAACAUAAUUUCUUUACGACUGCAGAAAGAAAGACAUUAAUAUCUUGGAUGACAAGGGGGUGAGUACAUUAUCUGUAAAUUGUUGUUCUGGAAGUGGACUUCUCCCUUAAGUAUUGUUGAUGUCUUGUAGAAGUUUAUUCAUAUAAAAAAUACAGAUGCUUCUGAUUAACUUUUUACAAGAUGUUAUGUACUUUGUUACCAUACUGUGUUUAAUGUACAGAGCUAAAAAAAGACCUGGAUUGUAUAAGGGCUCUUAUAAGUGACUGUGUUCACACUACAGCAUGGACGGGGACCAAAUCUGAGGCUUCAUUUACAGUUGAA
Messenger RNA from Labeo rohita (rohu), 2577 nucleotides. It is a transcript of the gene msantd4, whose product is annotated as Myb/SANT-like DNA-binding domain containing 4 with coiled-coils. The record is from RefSeq and is a predicted model, not a curated record. The transcript is spliced from 3 exons. NCBI's taxonomy places the organism in Eukaryota, Metazoa, Chordata, Actinopteri, Cypriniformes, Cyprinidae. The coding region runs from base 323 to 1564 and encodes 413 amino acids.